Candidozyma haemuli is the source of this 1419-nucleotide messenger RNA. Its product is annotated as putative protein kinase. The coding region runs from base 1 to 1419 and encodes 472 amino acids. Lineage: Eukaryota; Fungi; Ascomycota; Pichiomycetes; Serinales; Metschnikowiaceae. The transcript has a single exon. Gene Ontology annotation, biological process: protein phosphorylation. The record is from RefSeq and is a predicted model, not a curated record. Gene Ontology annotation, molecular function: protein serine/threonine kinase activity; ATP binding.
AUGGACGACUACGACGCUGGAGUGAACCACUUGGUCUCCGGUGUCCUGAAGCUCAACUACCGUCUUUUGGACGAGCCUGAUGACCCUCCGGACCCUGGCGAGUCAUCUUCUUCCACAUCGCCCGAGAAAACUCCUCCUCGGCCUAUUCCUUUAGUUGUGGAUAGCCCCAGCCCCUUUGCUUCCAAAAAUGGCAGCGAGGAUGCUUUCGACACGGUUCCUGACUUGCCGCAACACGGUAUUCCCAUGAAAGUGCGCCGUAGAAGCAGCGUAUCUUCUGCGUAUGAAGUCGAACUUGGCGAAUCUUACGUUUCUUCAUCUUUGAAAACGAGCCACGUUUCCGAUUAUAAGCCAAAGUUGGACGACUUUGAGCCCAUUAAGGUACUUGGUCAAGGUUCCUAUGGGAAAGUGCUCUUGGUGAGAGAAAAGGUAACCGGCAAGCUCUUUGCUCAGAAACAGUUGCACAAAGCUUCAUUGAUAAUUAACGAGACUAACGAGGUCCACAAGACAAACUAUCAACGGACCCUCAACGAAAAGAGCAUUUUGGAGAAGGUUGCACAUCCCAACAUUGUAAAGCUCUACUAUGCUUUCCAAGACCACAAUAAAGUAUACCUCAUAUUAGAGUACUUAGACGGAGGUGAGCUUUUCCAUCACUUAGCACAGCAAAAGUUCAUGAGUGAGAAAGACGCCUCCUACUACAUCGCCCAAAUUGCCUUGGCCUUGCGUUACUUGCACAACUACUUGAAAGUCAUCUAUCGAGACUUGAAACCUGAAAACUGCAUGCUCAACGCUGAUGGUAAUUUGGUCCUUACAGACUUUGGUCUUUCCAAGGUCUCGUCGAGAGACGAAACUCGCCAUUCUAUGAUUGGAACUGCUCAGUACAUGGCACCCGAAGUUAUCUUAGGCAAGGAUUAUGAUUUCUCCGUCGACUGGUGGUCUUUAGGCUGUGUUGCAUUCGAUAUGCUCACAGGAUCACCUCCCUUUACUGGUCAUACCAACGAGAAGAUCAUGGAUAAGGUCGUCCAUUCCAAGAAGUAUUUGAAAUUCCCAUUUUAUCUUUCAGUGGAUGCAAAGGAUCUUCUUCGUAAACUCUUACAGCCAGACCCAAAGAAAAGACUUGAUGUCGACACUGAGUUUGAGAAAUUCAAAGGCCAUAGAUUCUUUCGGUAUUUGGACUGGAAAGAAGUGGAAAAUUCUGCAGAGCAAGACAUACCAAUUCUUCCACCAAUAUUACCAGUCAUCACAGAUCCUAUAUUGGCAGAAAACUUCGAUGAUGAGUUCACGAGCAUGACCUUCACUCCUCAGGAAUCAAAAGCAUUGUUUCCGGCUAGCAAAAGUCCUGGUGACAUUUUGCAUGUUAAUGGAUUCACGUACACCAACGAGAGCUACUUGAUGACCACAUUGAGAGAGAAGGCCAUCUAA